GUUUGGGUGGGAAGUGAGUGUUAGUGAGCGUCUAUGUAAAGCAUUUCAAUGAAAAGAAUUUCGAAUUGAAAUGAAUUUAAAAUCCUAUGAAAUAUAACAACAAAACAAUCAGACGUUUCAUUGCAACCAAAGGAGACACCAAUACAUCAUUUCAUUGAUAUUUAUUUCAUUCAUUCAUUCAAAGCAUUUGAUCCAUAAAUCCAACUCUUGUGCGAACUGUCACCGCAAUUGCAAAUUGAGGUCCAAUUGGUGCCAUCGAUGACUCAAUUGCCGGAUCCGUUUGGAGUGCAGCCAUCGGGUGAGUCGUGUCUAUCACUCGUCAAAGAGGACGAUAUGAACCAAAACGAGGCGCCGAUGGGGGACGACAUGAACGACGCGAAUCUCAAUGCAGACAAUGCGGCAAAUUUCGAAUGGGAGUAUUCGAUGAGACGACAGAUGCAAGAGAUAGUGCCUCGUCUGUGGUUAGGGCCGUACGCCUCGGCCCUCAAGACUAAGGAGGACGAGUUGUGUCGAGUGGGCGUCACUCACAUCAUAUGCGUCCGCCAGCAGAUAGAGGCGCAUUGGAUUCGACCCAACUUUCCCCUGAAGUACCACUACUUGACGCUCGACAUCGCGGACACUCCCACACAAAACAUCAUUCAGUACUUCCCAUCCGUAUGUCAGCCCACUGUCCCACUCAUGCACUCAUGUCUUAUAUGUCUGUCAAUUGAUCCAAAGGUGACUAAAUUCAUAGACGACUGUUUCGAGCGGAACGGAGCCGUCUUAGUGCACGGAAACGCCGGCAUCUCCAGGAGUGCUGCGCUCGUCAUCGCCUACAUUAUGGAGAAACAAAAUUUGUCUGCUUCCCAAGCGAUUCGAGUCGUGCAGAACAAGCGGUUCUGUAUUUUCCCGAACGAAGGCUUUCGACAACAGCUUCAAGAAUACGAACCCAUUCUUAAAGCCAGAGGAAUACCCCUCUCUUCUGAAGGCGGUCUUAAAAGACCAUUCAGUGAGGAGGACUCCGAGAAUAUGGAUACAAACCAAUUCAAUUCAAUGGAUUCUUGAGUUCAUUUGCCAUUCAAUUGUGAAUUCCAUUUAAAAAUUUGUAUUAUUUGUAAAAAUUGGUCAAAAAUCGAGAAAUUAUUAUUUUGAAAAAUGAACAAAUAUUCUCACAAUUUGUCAAAUAAAAUGGUUUACGAACUGUUCGUAAUUUAAUUCAUCACCAAAUACUAAGUCUUAUAAUAAUAAUAAUUAAAAUGAAUUCAAUAAUUAAAUCGACAUUUUGUACGAAAAAUUGCUUAAGUUAUGAGAAAAAGUGGAAUAAAAUCGUAAAAAUAUGAAAAA
Messenger RNA from Oppiella nova, 1323 nucleotides. Lineage: Eukaryota; Metazoa; Arthropoda; Arachnida; Sarcoptiformes; Oppiidae. The record is from the annotation of a GenBank genome assembly.